This is a messenger RNA of Symbiodinium natans, 3708 nucleotides long. The record is from the annotation of a GenBank genome assembly. NCBI's taxonomy places the organism in Eukaryota, Dinophyceae, Suessiales, Symbiodiniaceae.
AUGCCUGAUGGUGCCAACCCCCUGCCUGCUGGCACGGAAUGCCACUACCGGACUGUCGAGAUGGCUCUAUUAGACAGCGGCGGCGUCGUGCAAUCGGUUGCUGCACCUGUCCUGCUUCUGCUCGCUACAUCACCGUGGCCUGGGGCGCUCUAUGCUGUUGAAGUACUGGCCCGCAACCCGCCUACACCGAGCGCUGCUGGAACGUGGACGCUGGAGGUCUUCGAGGACUCCAGCGAGAUAACCCCUCUGCUCCUCUCGGCAACUGCAGUUGGAUGCCCGGUGCGUCGUGUGCUCUCGGCAGAGUUGUUAGCAGCCCCAGAGCCUUAUGGCCAGCAGGCCAUCGACUGGGAGGUCACAGGGCAGCCCGGGACAUUGGAUCAUGUGGUGCUCGAGCUGCAAGUCACAGAGCGUCCGGCAGUCGAAGGCGGUCACCUUCCACUCCGCAUCGUCGCUCCGAGGGGUUUUCUCUUCGAGGACGUUUGCUCCGCCAAAGAGCUGAGAACUGAGGAGUCCACACCUUGGCCCGGUUUGCUAGGAGACUGCCAUGGCCGAGGCCGUGAAGCCUUGAUCCAGGUACCUCCCAAUCUCGAGCCACUGAACCGCUACUCCCUCCGCAUCGCCGUGGUCAAUCCAAGUUAUCAGGAGCUUCAAAACCUCCAGAGAUCCUCCUCCUCGUCCCUUUGGUUCCUCGAGCUGGGGGAGGAAGCAAGCCCACCGCUUGUGGGCCCACGGCUACGUUUGCUGCUUGAUAUCCGAGUGGAGCCCACGAGCACGGCUGCCCAGGGCCGCACAGCACCUGUGGCACUUGCUUUCGUACCUUCCAGCACCGUACCUUCUGGCGGCCGGCUCCGGGUGACCGCACCUCAAGGCAUCGAGUUCAACCCGAGCAGCUGUCUCUUGGUGGAGUCUGGUGGCGCAUGUGAGCAGUGUUCGGCUGUGGCCGAAGCCUUGGAAGACCUGGCAGCCACAAACGCUCGAGGCUGGUGCGCUUCGACGUCUGAAUGCUCAGAGGAAGCCAGCGGGUGUCCCGAGGACUACUUCUCCUUCGCAGUGGCGUUGUCUACCGCGCAGCAGUCCGAGAGCGUCAGUGUCGGAGCAUCCUGCAGCUUUCAGCUACGUCCAGAUGAUUUGAGUUGCGCGGCUCUCGCGGAUCUGGGUUCCCAGGCUACGCAGUCCCUGACUUUGCAGUUGUCGCAGAUGCAGUUUGUGCAGGGCCGGCGAUAUGAGCUUACGGUCCACAUUCGAAACCCCUCCGUCGAGGUUUCCGAGAAUGCAAGCGGCUGGGAGCCUUGGCAGCUGCAGACAGAGAAGCUUGUCGACGGCACGUGGCAACCCUUGGACGUGGGUGAGGCGCCGAGCUACACUUUGGUUCCGGCAUUGGGGCUGGAUGUUGAGCCGCAGCCGGGGGCCCCCGUGCGGUUGCGUAACGGAUCUGAAUGCCAGCCAGCCCUAGCUGGUGAGGACGCUGGUGCUGUCCAUGUCUCCCUGGACCUGGCCACCCCUUUGCUCGAGGGUGAUGAGCUGCUUGUCUGGCUGCCACCUGGCCCGCGGCUGUCCUCUUGCCAGCUUGUCUCUGUAUCACCCCUACAAAGCACGCCUCCCACAUCACCAUCCUCACCAUCCCUUCCGUUCUGCGGAGACCCUGCAGAGCUCUGGAUUGAUUGGGAAAUGCAAACAACGUGGCCGGUGGAGCCGGAUCCAAACGCCACCAGCACUGAACCCACCACAACCACAUCCAGCUCGAGCACAACCCUGACCCACACCAGAACAUCAACGACCUACUCGCGGGCACAGGCGUUUGCAGACUGUGACAGCGUUGACGCUGGCUUGUGCUUGACAUGCCACUGUGAAGCUGACUGUGAGCUGCGUCUGGCGGGCACACAGGCUUUGGGUAAAGUUCGGCUUCAGCUGGAGAUCGUCCAGGGACAAAGCAACACACACGGUGUCGAGAACUACUGGCGAGCAGCUCACCAGCGCUCGGGUAUCACCGUGGCAUCAGAGGUGGCUUCUGGGUGGGCCGUGCGGCCAAGGCUUCGUGCAGCAGUGCACCUGAGUGGAGGACUUGUGGUGGAGCCCGGCAUUGAGGCGGCCUACCUUCAUCUGUCUGCUGGAAGCAAGUCGAUCCUGACCCUGGAGCUGACCCCUCGGCUGGCAGCCUCGCAUCUACGUGUGGUGGCCGUUUCACCACCGGAGUUCGACUUCACGGGCACAGGAAGCAACGCAGGACUUGUCCUUGAAGCCUCCGGCCCACGUCUGCUGCUGGCGCUCUCCAUGCAGCCCUGGACUCGCCGAGAAAUCCAGCUGCUGCCCGUCCGCUUGGGAAGAGAUGGCGGCCACACGACCUUCCACCUGGCUACAAUGAACCAAGGCGUGGAGAAAGUCGUGGUGGAGGAGGUCCUGAACCUCCAAGGCUUUCGGCUGCCGGGCAGCCUCGAGUGCCUUGAGGCAAGGCUUUCCCGGCAGCUCCUUCCUUCCGAAAAUGCGCUCGUCGCCUCCUUACCUGCGAGAUUGGGAGAAGCCGCUUGGUUGUCGCUUACAUUCUCCUCGGGCCAGCCGGCCAAAGCUAUGGCACGCCUGACACUCGCCGCACCGAGCACUUGGGAGCUCCAGGCAGGCGGCGCAAGCUUCGCGGAGGUCGAAGUGGGGGAGGUCCUGCGGGCAGCAUUGCUGGCGAACAUGACGUCUUUCACCACGAGCAGCUUCAGCGCGACGAUCGUCGAGGGGCUUUUUGCCAGGCCGCACGCCUAUUCGCUGAUGGUUUGGUCACUCUCCUUCAGCUACGAGGUGCCUCCAGGCAGCCUUUGGCGCCUGGACAUUUUCGAUGGCGGCGAGUUGCCGGUUGCAACCAGCGAUGUCGGCUUCAGCUUGCCUCUGAGAGGGGCCUGGCCGCUACCGCUCUUAUCACUGCAGCUCUCGAUGGGGAGCCCUCCCCCUGGUGGCCGCACCUUCGCUCGGCUCGUGCUGAAGCCGUGGCUCCGAAGUUCCUGGCUCCUGGUGCUGCCACCGCCCGGCUGGCUCUUGAGCAACGCGACGUCCGGCCCGGAGGGCCGCAUGCUGAAAUCGCUCGGCUGGCAGGACUUGACUGGUGGUUUCGAGGUGGAUCUGCAAGUGGCUGCCUCGCUGGAGACCACCACGGAUGCAGCUUGGUUUGUGCUGGCGGCGGCGAGGGAUCAGCAGCGCCUGGAAGAGGGAGAAGCCCUUGCUGCCGAAUCCUGGGGCUUUGUGGACGGGGCCAAUGUGGCACCGAUGUGGGGGAGCGUGAAGCAUGCCAACCUGGCAGGGCUCAACCUUACGGCCCUUAUCUUCACGAUGCGCCUGGACCAAGAGGCACAGGUUGGCAUCAUCCGUAUCACGCCGCCAGAAGGCUAUGGCCAGCCGUCGUGCCUAGAUGCGGCAACUGUUCGCGGGGAACCCCGCUGGCCAAUGUCCUUGAGAAGGUUUGGACCAUAUUGUCAGGAAUCUGCCAACGAAUCCUUCACGGAGGUCCUUCUCACACAACCUUUGCCCGUGGGCUCCUGGGCCUUUGCCUUGGCCAUCACCCUGCCCGACGCAGCGGAGGACCCCCGCUUCCGCAUCGAGGUCUUCACAGUCGAGAGGGAAUUGGUCGACGCGGCUACGGCCCUGGCUGCACCCGACCUGCUCAGUGCAACGCUCUGGCCGCUGACCGCUCCGGAGUUGAUUCUUCGCAGCCGCACCACCGCAGGAUGA